GACUGACGUCGGCAGCCGGUCAUAUCGAGGACACGGAAAAGGCAGCUUGUAGAUCGUUAGACUGUGGUGAGAAAUGGCGAUGUUCCGGAGCUUGGAGACUGGAUGGAAGAAGACUGGUGAAGCAGAAGGUGACAGGGAUCCUUCAGAAUUCGUCUGCCCGGUUUGCCUGGAGAUCUACGAUCGACCAGUAACAACGAUUUGCAACCACACGUUUUGCUACUCCUGUCUUCAAGAGUGUUUACGCCCUAAGAAACCUGUGUGUGCAGUGUGCCGGUCUCAGCUUAAUAAAUGGUCACCAGCAGUUAAGCUGGAUGCUCUAAUACAGAAGUCCCAGGGAAAAUGUAAGGGGUGCCAUACCCAGAUAUACCUUUCCCAGAUGAGGAGUCACACUGCUGGUUGCCCUAAAUUUCAGGAGUACAUCAUGGAAGGAGUCAAUAGAACUGCCAAGUCACAGCCACAAGUAGUCAACCCUGUGCCAAAUCGGUUCACAUUUACCUGCCCUUAUUGUAAUUCCCAAAAUCUGGAUCAGGAAGGAUUGAUAGAGCACUGCACUUCUCAGCAUGCCCGUGAUCCUCGCCUUGUGGUCUGCCCAAUCUGUGCUUCAAUGCCAUGGGGAGAUCCUAAUUAUAGAAGUACAAACUUCUUCCAGCACUUGAAAAUGCGACACACUUUCUCCUAUGAUACUUUUGUGGAUUUUGAUGCAGAUGAGAAUGCCAUGAUGCAAGAAGCUCUACAACGUUCUCUUUUAGACAAUUAGUUACAUCUGGAGUCUAGAUGCAGUGCAUCAGAGUUCAAGCCACGCUGUUAAAGGUGUAGAUUUCAUGUUCACCCAAUAGCAUUGUCCUGCACUGAAAUAACUAAUGUAUUCCCAUUUUUCCUGGUUGAAGUGUGGAUGGGUCAGCAAUUUAUAAGUUGAGUGUAUUGUUCUGUUUGCUUUUUAGUUAUCUUUGUAUUGUGUUGUCUCUAGAAGACACAUUGGGAGACCAAAACCUUAGAGCACACACCCUUAUUUUAGAGUAUCCCUUGGGAUGAUAUAUUGUAUUGUAUUGCUUUAAGUUUUGGAACAUAUAUUAACAGGUUAACUUAAUAUCAUACAUUAACAUGUAAGAAAUGUGAUCUGUAACAGGGUGUGCAAUAUAAGCCCGUUGAGUUUAGUUCAGUUUGUUGAGCAUCUGUGCAGUUUACAGUGAAAUAUACUGUAUUAGUCUUGAAUCCCAUUUUUGGAAGCCUUAAAUUCCAAAAGCAAUGAGAAUUUGUUUUGUAGAGUUAUUCAAACGUUUACUAUGUUUUUAACAAGGAAGCAUUUAGUGCCUUCUAAAUGAUUGCAAAUGAAUCCUAAUAAAGAUGUACGAUGUAAAAAGCAGGAGAAGUCUUAAAUUGUUGAAAUAUAUAAUAAAAAUAAGGAAGCAACCUCAAUAAUGAGAUCAUGCAAAUGAAGGGAAAGAAAACCAUUUCAGCUGGAAACAAGCUACAGUAAAUCACUAAUGCACAUAUUUAGCAAAGUUAAUUGCGAAGUGCAGCCCUUUCAAUCUGCAUUUCCUAUUCUGUUAAAAAAGAAAUUGAUAGACAAAUAAAUAGAUAGAGGCAAAAGUUUAAUACAAGUAAAUUGUAGUUUUUAAUUUGAAACAUGUCAGAUUACCUUUUCCAUGUCACUAUUUCAUUAUCGAAAGAAACAUGUGAAAUGAAUGUUUUCUUUUUAUUAUUUAUUUUAUUUUUGACUGGGCUCCACCAUUAGCACAAAAGUGAGAUUAUCCUUGUGAUUUCACAUUUGUUAAUUAUUUAGCCUAAACAGCUAUUAUUCACUUCCAUUCAUUUUUUUUAAACUCAUCCCAGUACAGAAUUUGUGAUGUAUGCAGGUUGUUGCCUGUCAUGCAAUAUCAUACAUUUAAUUUUGGGCUAAUUGGAAAUUAUUUUAAUUCCAGAAGUUAAUUAGCCCGCAAAUCUGAGAUUAGAUUAAGAAGGUUGGAAAAUAGAUUAAUUGAAUUUAUGUUAAAUAUUAGAAUGAACACCUUAACCUUUGACUGAAUGCUUAAUUGGUUUUGCACAAUUAUAAUACUUGUGCCAUUGCACCAUUUUAUACUCUCAGAACAGUCCAUACUGAAUAAGUUGUGCAGUGGUUGUUUAACAUUAGAAAGGAAUUUUGCUAACACAAUUUGUAUAUUUGUUAUCUAGAAAAUUGGGUAUAAUA
This is a messenger RNA of Polypterus senegalus (gray bichir), 2188 nucleotides long. It is a transcript of the gene rnf114, whose product is annotated as ring finger protein 114. Lineage: Eukaryota; Metazoa; Chordata; Cladistia; Polypteriformes; Polypteridae. Gene Ontology annotation, molecular function: ubiquitin protein ligase activity. The record is from RefSeq and is a predicted model, not a curated record. The transcript is spliced from 6 exons. Gene Ontology annotation, biological process: protein polyubiquitination; ubiquitin-dependent protein catabolic process. Bases 74 to 757 code for a protein of 227 amino acids.